AUCGCUGUACGAGUUGCUUAGCGAGGAGUUGGAACUGGAGAAGGCCUCCGAGGCCAGACUGCCCGGCGAUUUGCGCAUAGUGUAUCGGAUAAGUACCGCCUCAGUUGAGCUCUGAAUGUCGACUAACAGCCGAGAUUCGAUCUCAGCACUCAAAACCUGUUUCAAAUUGAGCUCAGAGUUCGGGUUCGGCAAGCCCCCUACCACUCCACUCAAAUUCCAGCGGGAACCAUCCACUCUCUUUUUUGAUCUCGUUCUCCAUUAGUUAGGGGAAACUCAAAACUAACCAUGGGUUUUCUACCGGUUAUCCGAGGCGCAGUUAACAUCAAUGAUGCGGAUUUUGUACCUAGUUUGUAAUUUGAAAUACCAAACAAUAAGUAUGGACAACGAUAAACCUAAGCAUUCAAGUUCGGAGACAUAGACGAAAUAAUCAAUUACGAAAUAAGGACAUUUUAGAUUACUUACUCAAUUUUAAGUUAUACCAACGAAAUUAGGUUGCUCUAUUAAUAAACCUAUCUCUGUCUGCUGCAUGCUGACUUGCCAAAAAAAUUAGAUUGAACAUUUAAGAGACUUUAAAACAAUGUUGAAGAGUCAUUAAAAGGAUUGUGUUAUCAGAUGUAGAUUACUAAUAUUUAGAAAUGCUCAUGACCACUUACUCUGUAAACGUUAUGGAUGACUACGGCUGUCUUAUAAUAUUUUUACGGGCAAUAACCUACAUAUAUGCUAUAUCUGAAAGGGAAUUGAUACACCGAAUUGCACAUUUCUGUAGCAAGGUCUUUUUGUGGUUAGUAUUUCCUAUCGGCGAUCAACUGAUAAUCUAAGAUUUGUCAAACGGUUUCUUAUCAGUCUUGAAUGGGCUCAGUAAAUCAACGCUUUUCUAUCUACAAACAUUCCCAAGUGCUCGAGUGGUUCAAAAAAGCCGUCUCACUUUAGUUUGUGUGCUGGCCAAAAACAAACCGUUUUGUCUACGCUUGAUCCAGAGCACCGAUCCCUUUGAAGUAUGGUACGAAUCACCAUUUCCCGACGACGAGAUAAUUAUCCGAUAAGGAAAUAGUGCGUGGGCGUGAGGCGGAACGCAUUCUGCCACCGAAAUAGCGAUACGCUGAUAGUCGCGGGCCAUUCAAGGAAAGAUAUUGCCAAAAUUGAUAAGCCGUAUCAUGGCAGUAUUGUAUCGCUGCUACCAAUAAUAUUCGGCUGACCAUUAGCCAGGCUAUUAAUCUAGUCAGUCUUUUUCGGGAAUCCAAGGCGAGUGCUUCGUUUAAGCGGUAAAAAAUACACAAAAUGUUUAAAAAAUUUCGGAAUAACCAGUGAAUACGAAAGUGAUUUAACGCUACAAAUACUAAAAAAGUUACCAGUGAUUAUAUAAUUUCAAUAAGACGCGAUUAUCUGGGCGAUUGCGAAAUCAAAUCAUAUUUAUAACACCAUUUUGCAAGCAAAGCAAGUGCGCAAUAAAGUUAAAAUGUCCCCAAAAUAUUUAUUGGACCUGACUAUAUUGGUAUCCCUACUGAUGGGAAGUAUUGUAAACAUAUCUUCCGAGCAUUCGACUCUCAACAGGAUAGUCACAGAACCAGACUUAUCAACUGCAUCGAACGAGGAGUCCGAUGAAGAUAGUAAGGAAAGAGCUGAUCUCAAGAACCUCAUGCUGGGAUACGAAUCGGAUAAUGGCAAUAGUUGUCUUUUGGAUAUGAUUAAAGACAAAGUGAUAUGGUGGCUGUAUCCCAAUGGAACUCUGAAGGAAUCAACUAAGAAACUCGCAAGCUCAAUGUAUUUGGAUCUAUCGCACGGUAACCUGAAGGAGGACUCAGACUUGUUGCGUGAGGCGAAAUCUGCGAGGAAGUUCUUCAGAUGCAGAAUAGAGGUUUUUUCGGCUGCCUUUAAUACGCUGAGCACUGCUCCGUACAAGACCCUUUAUUCCAUGAAGGAAUCCUUAAAGUUUCUAUCAUUGCGGGGAAACAAGUUUGCUGAUUUGAUACCAGAUGCCGAAGCCUUUGGUCGGUUAAUAAACGAAGCCCGCGCGGACCCAAGUCACACUACACAACACAAAUGCGAAGAAUUACUCGCACAAAAUGCCACCGAUCUGUACGAUCGGGAGUGCUUUCUGUACUUUCAAAACAACCCAAACACACACUCAAUCACGACCGGUCUGAACUAUUCGUACUAUAUUCAGUUAUUGAGAGAUCGGUCUCAUCAUCACGGAAAGACAUCCCAAUCCGUAGCCUGGGCUAGUUUCCCAAAAUUGCCCCGACUUGUGGAGCUGGACAUCAGCAACUGCAGCAUCGAGUACGUGAGCAAGGAGGCGUUUCAGAACGUCAGUAGCCUGCGGAGGCUCUUCAUGUCGGGCAAUAAGAUAAUGACCAUAAACCACGACACGUUCUACCACAUCCAGGGAGUGCAGUAUUUGGACCUGUCCUUCACCAACUUCCUGACCUACAGCUACCAACUGCAGUUGCCCACUCUUGAAAUGGCCUUGAGUCUGAUAUACGGCCUGAAGAUCCAGCAGAAUGUAUUUAAACUCCUUCCGGAACUGAUCUACUUGGACCUAUCUCACUCUAAGAUGACCCGAAACAGUGCGGUGGCCUUCGCCCAUUUGGGGGAUAAGAUGAAAUUUCUAAGUCUGUGCUACACCGCCAUUCCCAUGGUGAGCAGUGCCAUCUUCAAGAACACGGUUCUGGAGGGCCUUGACUUGUCGGGAAAUCCCUAUCUGUCCUACAACAUUAUAGAUGAUGCUUUCGAUAGCAUUUCCGAUACGCUAAAGUAUUUAUAUUUCGAGCGUUCAAACCUGAAGGGUUUGGAGUGGGCCAAGUCGUUGAGGAAGGUUCAAGUGUUGAGUCUGGCGGGUAAUAACAUUAAUUCCCUGACUCCGGCCAUGUUUCAGUCCCUUAAAUCGCUGGAGAUCCUCGAUCUGAGUUCUAACCAUGUGGGCAAUUGGUAUCGCAGUGUUUUUCACAAUAACUCCGCGUUGAAGGUAUUGAACCUGAGGAGUAAUACCAUCAAUAUGCUGUCCGAUGAAAUGCUGAAAGACUUCGAGCAAUUGGAUUACCUAAGUCUGGGGGAAAACAAUUUCAUAUGUGACUGUCAUUUAAGAGCGGUGGUCGAAGUGGCAGCUUUAAACAAUAAGGAAGCGGAAUGCUCCUAUAGCCUGCUGAACUAUACCCAGAAUUCGGUUGGUAAGGAACUACUUACGGCGGCCGAAACACUGAACAUAGAUCGUAAGCUCUGGCAGAGUCGCUUUCUUCCCUGGUUAAAGAAGAGUUACUCCAACAUCAGGGAUUUUAAUCUAGAAAAUCAUAUAAUCAAACUGCGCUUCUCGUCCGACAAUUAUAAGGUGAUCUCCAAGUGCUCCUCAGCCUCCACAUAUCAUAGGGAGGAAUUCGAAGACGAUCUCACCCUAAAGUUCCAGCUGCUCGACUAUGAGGCAAGUCAAUAUUACUGUUUCAAUAACACCGAUCAAGUCCAGGUGGAUGAACUCAUCUGCCAGUUGCGAACAAUGAGUGAGAUUACGGAGGUAUUGCACAGGGUGUCGAACACGGUGAUCGCAGUGGUGGGCAGUAUAAUUGGAGUCUGCAUCCUCGGAUUCAUUAUUUACCUUAAGCGAUGGCACAUUCACUACUAUUAUUCCUCCCUGAAGUCUGCUGCUCUGUUGUCCAGUGCCUCAAAGGAGUCGGUGGAUAACUUUACCCAUAUAUCUAAAAGGGAUCCCAGCGCCGUCUACGAUAUUUUCAUCAGCUACUGCCAAAACGAUCGUCCCUGGGUUCUUAAUGAACUCUUGCCUAACGUUGAGGAAACUGGGGAUGUAUCCAUAUGUCUGCACGAACGAGAUUUUCAGAUUGGAGUGACUAUCCUGGAUAACAUUAUCUCCUGCAUGGACCGUUCGUACUCCCUAAUGCUGAUAAUAUCCUCCAAGUUCCUGCUAAGCCACUGGUGUCAAUUUGAAAUGUAUUUGGCACAACAUAGAAUCUUUGAGGUCAGCAAGGAACAUUUGAUUUUGGUUUUCCUAGAGGAUAUUCCCCGGAGAAAGCGACCAAAAACUCUGCAAUAUCUUAUGGAUGUAAAAACUUAUAUAAAGUGGCCGACUGGCAAAGGAGAUGCGAGUCCUAAAUUGGAGGAGAGAAAAUUGUUUUGGAAACGCUUGAGACGAUCACUUGAGGUCAUAGGCAUUAGUUCCAGAGAGUUCAGUGCAUAAUAAUAAAUACCUAGCAUAAACUAAUUUUAAUUAAAAGAGUUCUAGUCAGAUUUGGAAGUACCUGAAAAAUAAAUAGAACACUUCGUUGAACAUUGAUGAAGAAAAAAUAAACAUAGUUAA
Messenger RNA from Drosophila suzukii, 4300 nucleotides. Lineage: Eukaryota; Metazoa; Arthropoda; Insecta; Diptera; Drosophilidae. The record is from RefSeq and is a predicted model, not a curated record.